CAUAAGUAUUGGUUGAUUGCCGCCUUAAUUAUCCUAAUGAUUAAUAUUAAUAAUAUAAGUACUAAAUGAUAACGGUAGAAUCCACGGCGCGGGGCGCAGGAAAUUUAAAUGGGCCCACAGUAUCAUGGACCCCAACAUCGCCCCACUACUCUCACCGCAGGUGAUUGUAGCGAAUCUUUAUUCUCCCUGUCCGAUUUAUGCUCUUUCUCUCCAGUUUCUAUUUUGCUUCCUUCAAUCAUAAAACUCUCUUCCCCUACUAAGCCUCCCCGUUCUCGCUGUGUCUCUCUCUCUCUAUCGUCUAGAACGGAACUUUCUCUCUCCUCACCAUUAUCUUUCCGAGAACUUUUUGAAGAAGAAGAAGAAGAGGAAAAGUAGAAUCCGAAUAAGUACUUACGGAGAGUGAAACGAUGCCGGAACCGAUCCCAUCGUGUUUCCGGGGAAGUGUCGCCGGUGGUCCGCCAGCUUCGACGGCGGUCGGUCCUAGUCUAACUACCUCCAUCUACGACACGCAUCUUGGGCUAGCGUCUUUCAGCUGGUCCCGGACAGUCCUCGGUCUCUCUCUUCGCGCAGACCUCCGCCUUUCCCCGUCCUCUUCCGGCGACGAUGAUGACGAUAAUGACGAUGAGCACUUCUUCUUCCGGAUCCGCCCUUGGUUUUUUUGGAAGCGGAAGGGCACUCGCCGCUUUCACAUCCAGGACGGCCUCGGCCACCGUGCCAUCGACGUCGCCUGGGACCUCACCCGCGCCAGAUUCCAAUCUACCGGCGGCCCCGAACCCUCCUCCAAUUUCUACGUCGCAGUUGCUGUCGAUGGGGAGAUGCUCCUCGUCGCCGGCGACAUGGACGAGGAGGCUCACCGGAAGAUGAAGGCCAGGAGGCGAAAGCCGGCGAUGCCAAUCUCGAGGAGGGAGCACGUGUUGCUGAAGCUGGAUGCAGGUGCCAGCGGUCGGAGAUCGUACCGCACGGCAGCUAGGGUUUCGGGAAGGGAACGCGAAAUAGCAAUUGAGAUCGGCGGGAAGGAGAAGGAGUCGUCGGGGAUGUGCGUCACUGUUGACGGGACGAAGGUUCUCCAUGUGAGGCGACUCCGAUGGAAGUUCCGGGGAAGGGAGCGAGUCGAGGUCGACGGUUAUGGUGGCGGAAGAAUCCAGAUCUCAUGGGAUCUGCAUAGCUGGCUAUUCCCGUCGAAGGAGGACACUACCCCCACCUCAUUCGCUGGCUCCGCCGCUGGCGAGAUCGGCCAGGCCGUAUUGGUCUUCAGAUUCGAGACCGACCAGGCGGAUAAAAGAGAAGAUGCAAUUUCUCUCCAGAAGGAAAAGGUAUUCGCCGGCGGCGGAAGCGGAGGGCUGUACAGAGGCUUGAUCUCAGGCUACUUGGGGAAGAAUCAAGACUGGAGCGAAAGCAGCAGCGGCAUGGGCCAGAGACCAAAGGCCAAGAAGAAGAGCCUGUUGAAGACGAGCUCGUCGUCCUCUUCCUCCUCUGCCUCCUCGGCCGGCAGCUCAUCGGUAAUGGAUUGGGCCAGCCCGGAAGAGGCUGAGCUACGCGGCGUUGACGGUUUUACCCUCGUCCUUUACGCGUGGAAGAGUUAGCUCAUCGGCUCCGCUGAUGGCAAUUGCGGAAUUACACUUUUUUCUCAUUUCCUAUUUUCUAUUUUUAUUUUUUCCCUCGCAUAUUUUGUAUCAAUUUUUUAUUUUAAUAUUAUAGGAUUUUGGAUUUGUUUGCGUGUAA
Molecule: messenger RNA, 1722 nt
Organism: Dendrobium catenatum
Lineage: Eukaryota; Viridiplantae; Streptophyta; Magnoliopsida; Asparagales; Orchidaceae
Exons: 1
Coding region: 408-1583 (391 amino acids)
Source: RefSeq, a predicted model, not a curated record